AUGGCCAAAGAAAUGUCCAUGACCUCUCGCACCGGCACAGCGAACCAACGCUAUGGAACCAAGGGCGAGAGACUGGUCGCCGGCGUUGUCCCCCUGUCUGCAGACAAGACCCGAGUUCUACUGAUCCAGUCCUCCCGCCGGAAUGGCUGGGUCCUUCCCAAAGGCGGCUGGGAACUGGACGAGGCUUCGGCGUCAGUUGCCGCUGUCCGAGAGGCGUGGGAGGAAGCUGGGAUCAUUUGCAAGGUCGAAAGAGACCUAGGUCACAUUCCGGAUACGAGACCAACAACUGCCGUCACGAAACACGCGCCUAAAGCAAGUUACCACUUCUUUGAAGCCAUCGUGACUGAGGAAAAAGACAAUUGGCCCGAGAAAAACAAGAGAUCUAGGCAAUGGUAUGCUUAUGCACAAGCAGUUCAGCUGUUGAACUCCCGGCCCGAGUUGUUGGAAGCGUUGAGGAGGAGUUCGGUCAAGAAAUGA
Messenger RNA from Cladophialophora bantiana CBS 173.52, 477 nucleotides. RefSeq lists its product as uncharacterized. The transcript has 2 exons. Gene Ontology annotation, molecular function: bis(5'-adenosyl)-hexaphosphatase activity; bis(5'-adenosyl)-pentaphosphatase activity; diphosphoinositol-polyphosphate diphosphatase activity. Lineage: Eukaryota; Fungi; Ascomycota; Eurotiomycetes; Chaetothyriales; Herpotrichiellaceae. Bases 1 to 477 code for a protein of 158 amino acids. Gene Ontology annotation, cellular component: nucleus; cytoplasm. Gene Ontology annotation, biological process: diadenosine pentaphosphate catabolic process; adenosine 5'-(hexahydrogen pentaphosphate) catabolic process; diphosphoinositol polyphosphate metabolic process. The record is from RefSeq and is a predicted model, not a curated record.